GACAACAGGCUAUUAAGAAACAGCCAACGUUGAACUUUUCCCAGGAAGCUGCCUCGGGACAAGGGGAGGAACAACGCAGAGAGGGCUGAACGAAGGACGCCCAAGAAGAGCUGGGAACGAAGGUCAGGUGAACAGAAACGUUGGCCGGAUUCCUGGACAUGGCUCUACUGGUGGUCAUGGGAGUGAGCGGCUCGGGAAAAUCCACUGUGGGCUCACUUCUGGCCAGUAAGUUGGGAUGGAAAUUCUAUGAUGGGGAUGACUAUCAUCCAGAAGAAAAUAAAAAGAAAAUGGCACAAGGAAUCCCUCUGAAUGAUCAGGACAGGAUUCCAUGGCUGUGUCACUUACAUGAUAUGUUAAUGAGGGAGCACGCCUCUGGGCAAAACACAAUUUUAGCCUGUUCAGCUCUGAAAAAAAUGUACAGGUGCCUUUUAGAAUAUGGAGAGGCAGGGAUCAAUUGUGAGAAUUCAAGUAGCCAGCUGGAAGAACAAAAGGAGCCUGCGUCCCGAAAAAUCCUUUUUAUCCACUUAGAUGCACCUAUGGACCUCAUUGCUCAGCGCUUGGCAAAAAGGAGGGGCCACUUUAUGCCACCUGAGCUACUACAAUCUCAGUUUGAUGCUCUUGAAGCUCCGUCAGCACCAGAAAAUUUUAUCACUGUCAGUGUGGAAAAGCCUGUUUCAGAAACAGUAUCUGUAAUUGAAGAAUAUGUUAGAAACAGGUAUGGAUAGUUUGCGUCAGAUUGGUUCCUGGUUUACAGGACAAGCUCAAACAAUGUUGUCCUUCAGAGUUGCUUUCUUAUCACUGAACAGUACAUAUUAACUUUAUUGUGCUUAUGAAAUGACAAGAAUGCUGCUUAGUUGCAACAUAUUUUUCACUUUUUGCUUUUAUGUAAACUGGAUUUAGGUGAGAGUUCUUACAGCGUUAUUAUUGCCCUAAUAUUCCAGUGGAUUAUGUUAGAAAAUGCCAUUGAAAAAUCUGGAAAACACAAUUAAAGAUGGAACCAUA
Sphaerodactylus townsendi is the source of this 1002-nucleotide messenger RNA. RefSeq names its product IDNK gluconokinase (gene IDNK). Gene Ontology annotation, molecular function: gluconokinase activity. Gene Ontology annotation, cellular component: cytoplasm. The transcript has 5 exons. The record is from RefSeq and is a predicted model, not a curated record. Bases 159 to 725 code for a protein of 188 amino acids. Lineage: Eukaryota; Metazoa; Chordata; Lepidosauria; Squamata; Sphaerodactylidae.